AUGACCUACACAUGCAUACGGAUCGAUCCACAGUCACCUUCACUGUCCCAUCUGGCGCAAAAGUACAAAUCACUCCGCCUUUCUGCACUCGCCGAAUCCCCUCACUCGUUUUCAUCAACCUACGACAAGGAAUCGCAAUACACGGACGAAUGGUGGGAAAGCCGCCUCCAGCUGCCAGGGCGGGAGACUUUCAUCUGCUCCGUGCAUGAUGCCAGCACCUCCGCCGACGAAGGGGAAUGGAUCGCGCAAGUCACGCUCCUCGGGCCCGUGCCGGCAAAAUCAUAUGCCCUGCCUGAAGCAGCACAGCAGCCGCCUGUAUGCUCAGACGCAGAUGAAGAGAAGUGGCAAAUGCUGAGCCUGUACACGCUGCCCGCGCACCGUGGCAAGGGAGUUGGAAAGAUGCUGUGCCGCGAGACCUUCAGCUGGCUGCAACAGAUGGAGAUGGGAUCUGGAAAGCAGCAGCAAAAGCAAAUACGUGUACGGAUCAUGGUCAAGCCGGAGAACACGGCAACGGUCAAAAUGUACGCAGGGCUCGGAUUUGUGGAUGCUGGGAGGUGCACGUUGGCUGAGGCAUUGAAGGCGAAUGGGGACGGGGAGAUGGUGCCGGAAGAUGGAGGUGGUCCAAAGUUCAAUCAACGAACGGGUUUGAUCAUGGCGGCAACGUUAACCAAAGAAUAA
Molecule: messenger RNA, 678 nt
Organism: Lasiodiplodia theobromae
Lineage: Eukaryota; Fungi; Ascomycota; Dothideomycetes; Botryosphaeriales; Botryosphaeriaceae
Product: GNAT family acetyltransferase
Exons: 1
Coding region: 1-678 (225 amino acids)
Molecular function (GO): acyltransferase activity, transferring groups other than amino-acyl groups
Source: RefSeq, a predicted model, not a curated record